Messenger RNA from Anopheles gambiae (African malaria mosquito), 3220 nucleotides. RefSeq lists its product as uncharacterized. The coding region runs from base 637 to 1554 and encodes 305 amino acids. The transcript has 3 exons. The record is from RefSeq and is a predicted model, not a curated record. Lineage: Eukaryota; Metazoa; Arthropoda; Insecta; Diptera; Culicidae.
AUGACAAUCGAACAGCAUCUCACUAUAGCGAGCCCGAUGACAGCUUGACGUUUUCAUACUGAGACGCUGCCUUUGGCUGCCUCCCCCGUACUGAGCGAGCAUUGUCUUUCUCAUCGCCAUGGUGAGCUGCAGAGGUUUGUAUGGUGAGCAUUCUGGCUAGCGUCAAAUUUUCUCAUGAGACGAUCUGGCGCGCUUCAUCGAUCGGAUGAGAUGCCUUACCACAUGAUAGUGAGGUCGGAUUUUGGAUCGGCUGCCGAUCUUGCUCAUGUGAGUAGAACUGCGUGCUGCAUGGUGAGGUGUGGGGUUGUGUGGUGUAUGUGGAUACCCGAGGGAGGUGAGACAUUCAGCCGCGGUAUUUUAAAGCGCCAAAACACUUGUUGUUCACGAACUGCAUGUGUCGCUCUGCGAAUCAAUUUACGUUUAUCUCGAAAUUUUCUAUAACGUUUUACAGUUUUAGGAGUGAUAAAGUUAUAAAAAAUUGCUGAACGAAUUUACGUUGCGCCAAAGCAAAACAAAAUUGAUUUUGCUCAUCGAAAAUUCGUUCAACAAAGCCAAACUGUUUUGAACAUUAAAAGAUCCGUAGAAGUGUUGUUUUUUUUUAUUUGCCAUUUCAGACGGAAGAUUUAGUCGUCGAAAAUGUUCCCGAAAAAGUUAAAGCGAAGUGGAGAGCUUUAUAAAAAAGCCGCGAAACUGGAAGAGCAGUUUGAAAAGGAGUGGGUAUUGCAAAAUGAUCCUGCCGGACCCAGCAGCCAGCCAGCAGCUCAGCAAUCUGCCGAGGAUGUUGCUAUGAAUGAACCCUGUGAAGGUCCUGUGGCAUCAAUGGAAGAGGAGUAUUUGGACGAAAACAAUACAGAUGACGAACGUGCUAGCGAUGAAGGAUCCAUCCACAACGAAGAUACUGAUGGCGAAGAGUAUUUAGAGGAAGAGUAUUUGGAGGGAGAGUUUUUGGAGGCAGAGUUUUUGGAGGAGGCGAGCCUGGAAACUGACCCAGAAAGCGCGAAGCUACGAGACUCUUUGCGAACAUGGUUUAUUCGCAAUAAAGUUGCUCGUAGCGGGAGUAAUAAUUUACUAGGAAUACUGCGAAAAGCGUCUUCUCUUUCUGCUUUUUCAUCUCUUCCACAGGAUGUUAGGACAUUGCUGAAAGCUCCGGUUAACGUCAGCGAGCAGAUUACUAAGGUUCCAGGUGGAGGUGAAAUGUGGUACCAAGGCGUUGAAUGUUGUUUUCAACAUUAUUUUCGCGAUGUGGACGUACUAGAGGAUGUGUUUGAGCUGAAUCUUUCAGUGGACGGAAUACCAAUAUAUAACCGCAGCGCAAUACAGAUGUGGACUAUACUAAUGCAGUUGCACAAUAUGCCGAAUGUUCCUGUUAUGGUGGUUGGAAUAUUUUGCGGCACUUCUAAACCAAACGAUGUUGAGCCUUUCCUGAGACCUUUGGUGGAGGAACUAAAUAGGCUACAUGAUCACAAAAUGAACCUAAACGGCAAAAAAAUAACUGUUUCGGUUAGAGUCAUAAUCGCUGACUCGCCUGCACGCGCAUUUAUUAAACGUGAGUAAUUGGAAUCGCUCUUUUAUUUUAAUUUUAAUAAUGUGUAUGAAUUUCGUUGUACAAUUUUAUUGCAGAAAUUUGCUACUACAACGGAGUACAUGGGUGUUUAAAAUGUAAAUGCUGUGGUACUUCCCUAAAAACACCAAAAAAAGUUAUUUUCGAGGAUACAACAGCUCCACCAAGAACAGAUAAGGAAUUUAGAGAAGAAAAACCCAGUUCUACAGGCCAUCGAAGAGGGAAAACCCCUCUUACAGAUCUAAAAAAGUUCGACAUGAUAAAAGGUAUAGCUACUAGCGAUUUAUUACAUUUAAUACAAUUGGGUAUUGUUUUCAAGCUUCUGUUAGGCUGGGUCGAAGGAGCUCUUGCCCCCUUUAAAAAAUGGUGCAAGGAAGACAUAGAUGAAAUAUCAGAAGAGCUUAUAAGUAUACUGCUGCCCACAGAAAUUCAUAGGAAGUUUAGGUCUCUUAAUUAUCUUCACUUUUGGAAUGGUACUGAAUUCGGUAGUUUUUUACAUUACGCAGGUAUAGUUAUAAAGAUAGAAUAGGUAGACUAGUAUACGAACAUUUUAAAUUAUUAUAUUGCGCUAUAACUAUAUUAUCAUCAUGGGCAUUUAAGGACCAGUGGGAGUAUGCCGGUACAUUGUUGAGGAAAUUUGUUGAGGAUUAUAGUGUUGUGUACGAUCGCAUACAUCUAGUGAGUAAUGUUCAUCUCUUGCUUCAUGUAUACGAAGAGGUUAACAAUUUAGGCCCUCUGAUUACUUUGUCAACACAUUCCUGUGAAAAUAUGUUACAAAUAAUCAAACAUAGUUACGUAAAAUCUGGCUACCGAAGUUUGCAUCAAGCGAUAGGAAAAAUUAUAUUGUUGCGAGACAUAGACACUGCAGCACAAAGAAACCAGGAAAGUAUGACGUAUCCUACACUUAAAGUAAAAAAGGAUGAGACAAUUUUGCAAGUUAGGCAAGGAUUUUUGUUAAGGAAAAAUUUUAAGGAUUCUUGGUUUUUAACAAAAAGAAAUAUCAUAGUUAAGUACGAAAAAGCCAUCGAGGAAUCAGGAUCAGUCGUUGUACAUGGGUAUCCUUUGGUAAGACGUUUUCAAGCCUUUACUACUCCUAUUGCCUCCGAUAAAAUCUAUAACUAUAUUGGAUACGAAAACGACAUUUCAACAACGCUUCGAUCUAUUCCAAUAACUGAUAUUAAAUGUAAAAUGGUAGCAAUUAAGACAAUACGAACUGGGGCUAAAGUACAUUUUACGCCAUUAAUACAUACCUUAACAUAAAAAGCCUUGGUUAGGUUAGUACGGUUAAGUAGGUUAAAUAGGUUAGGUAGGUUAGGUAGGUUAGGUAGGUUAAGUAGGUUAAGUAGGUUAAGAAGGUUAAGUAGAUUAAGCUAUAGAUCAUAAGCAACCGAGUAGACCCGGUAUAAGGUCGGACUUAAUCCAGAGGCAGAAUUAAAUUCUCUGUCUCAAAUUUGUCGUAAGAUUAGUUUAAUGAUAGUAGAAUAUAAGGUGUAUAUUUAAAAAUAUAAUAUAAGUACAUGUAAGCUUAUGUGUUGAAAUCAAUUUUCUUUGCCAGAGUUCUCCUUUAUAUUCAAUGUUUUUUUAAUGAUAUGGUAACAAAAUAUCUUAGUACAAAGAUCAACAAAUUUAAAUAAUUCCAUUGUAAUGCCUAUAUCUGCU